GCUCUUUAGCAAAUUUGUACAUAGUUUUAAAUAAAAGUUUCAAUGCCUCAAUAAAAGCUAUCAAUUGCAUUUUAUACAUUUUAGUGCGUGUGAAAAGUGUAAACAACAGAUAGUGUUUCUUUUGUGAUAAAAUAUUGCCCUACGUGUGUCAUUUUGUAAACAUUAUUACUUUUCGAUUUACCUUCACAAACUAUUUAUGGAUGUGGUUUCAGAAGUUUAAAUGAAUUGAUAUUGUAUCAUCGUGUUGGAUUGCAUUUGAUGAAAUUUCAUACCCCACCUAAGCUACGAAAUAUUUGACAAAAUGAAAGAAUAGUCGUCCAACACAACAAAAAAUAACGCAAACAAAAUUUAGUCUUCCGAAGUUUUAACAAUAAGAAAUUUAUUGUUUUAUACUUGCAAUAUCCUAAAAUUUCUUCAAAAUUUUGGAAAAUGUCAAUAUAAUGAUAUGUGGUGAUAUAAUUUACAUGAAAUAAUGUAAAUAAGUAUAUGUAGGAGACAUUUUGAGGAAAUGCUGGGAUAUCUUUUAUGACUGAUAACGUUAAUUUAUUUUAAGAACGAAUUCUAUUGGGCAUUAAAUUGUUAGAAAUGGCUGGAAGAACUCCAAGAUUGAAAAUAAUUAUAGAAACAUUGACUGGCACACUUUUUGAGCUUCUUGUGUCGCAACAGGAUACAGUCCUUUCAAUUAAAUGGAGAAUAUACAGAAUAGAAGGUAUCCCAGUCUCUCAACAACACUUGUUGUAUAGAUUGCAAGAGCUUGAUGAUUCGACAACAUUGUCCACGGCCAAAAUAACUGAAGGUUGUACAUUAAAAUUAGUAGUUUCUAUGAGAGGUGGUCCAAUCGCUACAAGAAGAACGUUGAAGAGUCCCAAAACUGAUGAGUCUUGGAUAGACUGUAAAGAUUUGUUUGACAGCGAUGAAAUUAGAAAAAGUGGAAAAUAUCGUUUAGAAUUACAUCAUGAUGGUUCAAGUAUGAGCAUAUUUCGUAUUGCUAGGUCAUAUGACACGGACUCUUCAAAUCCAAGUGAUGAUUCACCAGAGGGUGCCUAUGACAAUGAUUGGGGUUUGGAUAAAAUGCAAGAAAAUAUUUGCACUUUCACUAAGAUGAGAGAUUUGCGUAAGAAAAUGGAAGCAUUGCAAUUAAAAAGAAACAAAAAUAGUACUGUUGAAAAAUCAUCCACAACUGUUAAAUUAAAGCGACAUAAGUUACCAUAUGGUUCCAAAACAAGUACUGAAAUUAUUAGUGAGGAAUUGGAACUCCUAGGCCUUGUUUCUAAAGGUGGAAGUAAGCCUAUCAGAAGAGUUCGGAAUAGUGUAGCACAAGCUACUUACAUUAUAGGUGUUAGUUCAAACAAGUCCUCAGAUAUGCCUUCAGCAAGAAGACUUCGUGAAGAUUCUGAUUCCUCUGAUGAAAGUCGUGUAACUCAGAUCAGUCGAAGACAUAAAGCUGAAAGAGUACCAACACCGGAGGGUCUUGUUACAGGUGCCGGUCCUGUUUGCUACCAAAAUGAGGGCGAACUUAGUUUAGAAUUAACAUUGUCAGAUGAUCAUGAAGAGCCUUUGAAACUACUUCCAACUCCAUGCCCUGUGCCUUCAACAUCAACAGGAGAUAGCAGUCGUUAUCGCCUGUCCUGUUUAUUGUAUCCUCCAGGAGAUUCUCCUAGACCUCAAGUAACUCCUGAAGACCUGUCAGCGAGGGAUGAUACUUUAGACACUUUUAGUAUGCAAUUGGAAAGCCCUAAGUUGCACAUGGAAGCUCCUGUGUCAACUAAAAUCAACUUAUCAGACUCCAUAGAAUGUUUGGAAAUAGGGAAUCACAAAGGAUACCCUAAUCUUAAAAGCAUUUCGCAAUAUAUUCAACAAAAUUCUAAUUCAAGCUGUGAAUUAAGAUCAAAUAUCCAGGCAUCUUCACAUGCAAGGUAUGAGCCCCCGCCACUUCAGAGAUCAAAUAGAACUUAUUUCCAAAGCAAUCCAGCACUGCAUCAAUUGAACAAUAACAUUCAUAACACACAAUGUUCAUCCACAUCUAACCUUGAUAAAACAAAGGAUGUUUAUUUUAAUGAUGAUUUUCAACAUUCUUGUAGUACAUCAAAUUUAGAAAAGUUGAACUCCAAGAAAUUUGAAACACCACAGUUGACGCGACAUAGCAAUACUGAAUAUUUGGACUAUACUGGUAGUUAUGAAAACUUGGAUAGAGUUCGCAUACCAAAACGAAAAGUGAAUAUGUCUAAGAACAGGGGACUUAAUAGAUCUAGUGAGUGUUUGUCAAAGAUUAAUGAACAUUCUCACAUGCACUCGCCAUUAAAUUCUCAAAGCAGAUUUAGUAGAAGAAAUGUGCAUACUGAUCGAGUUAGAAGUUUUGAAGGUCUAAAUUGCCUAUCUUGUGAGGCUCAGCCUUUGCUGAAUAAAGAUGAACAUAAAAUUAUAAAAAUGCCAAAUACUUCAAUAUUUAGAGAAGAAAUCGCACAUCAAAAACAGUGUUGUUUAAAACAUACCAAAAAUAAAACUAUGGUACCUACUCCCCUGCCAAUAAUUCAUUCUACACCACAGUCUAAAUCUUUACCAAAAUUGUCUUGGACUCCCGGCGGUUCUUUAAAAAGAACACAAAAUAGUACACUUGUAAUUUUUCAAGCGCCAACCUUAAAAAAUACUGAAUCUAACUCUUCAAAUCAUUCUGUAAAUCCAUCAAAAAGCAAAGAGAGAACCUCAGAGAAAUCACAACCUGAAGAUUCUGCAGAGACGCCAGCAGGAGAACCUGUUGCAAAGAAAAAACGAAUGAGAUGCAAGGUUUGUGGUAAACGGCUCACAAUAACAACAGCCAUGGUAUGCAGAUGCGGUGGGACAUUUUGUGCACAACACCGCUAUGCAGAGACGCAUAGUUGUACCUAUGACUAUAAAGAAGAAGGUCGCAAACAAAUUGAGCAAGAUAAUCCAGUUGUAACUGCACCUAAGCUUCCUAAAAUAUAACGUAUCAUUAAUUAUAUGUUAUAUUUUGAUGUUUUUUCUUUGUGAUAACAACUGGGCCAUAGAAAAAUAAAUUAUAUAUCUAGUUCGCACAAACAACCAAAACUAAUGAUGAAAAAUGUAUUAACUAAAUUUCU
This is a messenger RNA of Ctenocephalides felis (cat flea), 3098 nucleotides long. RefSeq lists its product as uncharacterized. Gene Ontology annotation, molecular function: zinc ion binding; protein binding. NCBI's taxonomy places the organism in Eukaryota, Metazoa, Arthropoda, Insecta, Siphonaptera, Pulicidae. The coding region runs from base 586 to 2964 and encodes 792 amino acids. The transcript is spliced from 6 exons. The record is from RefSeq and is a predicted model, not a curated record.